Plectropomus leopardus (leopard coralgrouper) is the source of this 2611-nucleotide messenger RNA. RefSeq names its product N-myc downstream regulated 1a (gene ndrg1a). Lineage: Eukaryota; Metazoa; Chordata; Actinopteri; Perciformes; Serranidae. The record is from RefSeq and is a predicted model, not a curated record.
AACAAAGCAACGCGUCUGUCUGUCACUGCAACUGUUUGUGCUGUUUGAAAAGAGGGAGAAAAAGUUUUUUUGUGGACUUUUUUUCACAUUUCGCGAGUGUUUAUCAAAGGACAAUCAGAAGUUUAAUCCACAGGCUCUGCAGCUCUUUGAAAUGGAUGACAUCCAGGUUGUUGAGUCCAAACCCCUGCUGGUGGACAGGGAACUGCCGGGUCUCAGAGAGGCUGUGCAGCAGCUCGUUGUCAAGGAGCAUGAUGUGGAGACUCCUUAUGGAAGAGUCCGUUGUACAAUGAAGGGGGUCCCCAAGGCGGACAGACCCGUCAUCCUCACCUACCAUGACAUUGGACUGAACCACAAAACCUGCUGGAACACACUCUUCAGCCAUGAAGACAUGUCAGAGAUCAUGCAGCACUUUGCCGUUUGUCACGUCGACGCCCCCGGGCAGCAUGAGGGAGCUAACACCUUUUCCACUGGAUAUGAGUACCCAUCGAUGGACCAGAUUUCUGAGACCCUCCCUCUGGUAUUGAAGCACUUUGGGCUGAAGAGUGUCAUCGGAAUGGGCAUCGGAGCCGGGGCCUACAUUCUGACCAGAUUCGCUCUGGACUACCCGAACAUGGUGGAAGGGCUGCUACUCAUUAACAUCAACCCAUGUGCUGAGGGAUGGAUGGACUGGGCUGCACACAAGCUCAGCGGCUUGACCCAUGACAUGGCUGACAUGAUCAUCACCCACCUCUUUGGAAAGGAGGAGAUCCACAACAACCAGGACCUAAUUGGAACAUACCGCCACCACAUUUUAAAUGACAUGAACCAGUUCAACCUGCAUCUCUUUGUCAAGUCCUACGAAAGUCGGAGGGAUUUGGAAAUUGAGAGGCCGAUCCCUGGAAGCAACGUCAGAACCCUCAAGUGCCCUUCUCUGCUGAUGGUUGGUGACAGCUCUCCUGCUGUGGAGGCUGUGGUUGAAUGCAACACCAAACUGGACCCAACAAAGACCACCUUACUCAAGAUGGCCGACUGCGGAGGCAUGCCCCAGGUUGACCAGCCUGCCAAACUGACAGAAGCUUUCAAGUACUUCAUUCAGGGCAUGGGAUACAUGCCCUCUGCCAGCAUGACCCGCCUGGCCCGCUCCCGCACCGCCUCUGGCUCCAGCGUCACCUCCUUUGAGGGCAACCGCUCCCGCUCCCACACCAGCGAGGGCAACCGCUCCCGUUCGCACACCAACGAGGGCAGCCGCAGCCGCAGCCACACGGCCGACAACCAGCGCGGCCGCUCCCACACGGAUGGCUCCAUGGACGGCACAGGCAACAGCAGCGUGGACCAAGCCGUGCCCAAGUCCACUGAAGUGUCCUGCUAAGCUGACCCUUCACUGUUCAGGCACCCCAAACCUCUCAAGGUCCCUUUGGUUUGUGCUGCGCUGCCUCUAACAGACACACAGACACACACAUUCCUACGCACAUACACUGAUGUGGAGAGGGACAUUAAGAUAGCUUACCUGGAAUUUUAAAAACGCACAAUGGGCGCGGAUGAUUCAGUGCAGCUGAGAUGCAACAAAUUGAAAAUAUGAUGUGAGAUGUUUUGUCUGAGGGACUUAAACACAUCUGAAUGAAAAAAAUGCUCCUGAGCUCCUUGGUCAGGUGAGUGUGUAGUUAGGGGCAACGCAGCAUUUUGGGACAACAAAACGGAGAAUGUUGGAGAAAGCUGUGGUUACACCAGCUUGUACAUGUAUCUCAUAAUCUCUCAUUCAUAUAAAAAAAAGUUUUAAUUUGCAUUUCUGCGUUCCCUCAUCCUGUUUUUAUCCAUUUUUACCAUAUUGACACAGCUUUCUCAAAUAUACCUGACUGUAAAUGACUGUUUUCUGUUCUCACUGUAAUUGUUUGAUCAUUUAUUCUUUAUUUUUUCCAUGUCUGAAGUGUUGUUGUAUGAACGUAGGAGCAGAUUUGUAGAUGUGGCGAGGGAAUGGAGAGGCACUUGGAUAAAUGGAAAUAGCAGUUUGUCUCACAAAUUGCUAUGUCACUUUGAAGAUUAAGGGACAGGCUUCAAGUAUAUCAUGUAUAUACAGCAAAUAAUAUUGUUUCACCAUGCCAAUAUCCAUUACCCUUGAGUUUUUAUCAAACCAUCUGUCAUUUUAAUGAUUUUCAGGAAUCAAAUGAUCAUUUUUAGUACAUUCCAAAAAGGCUGUAGGCUUAAUCAAAACACACUAUGAAAUACAAAAUUCAAAAGCUUUUACAUUGUAUGCUUUAUUAAUGGAUCAUGGCUUCAGACUUUUUUUUUCUUUUUUUUAAUGAUGAUUUCUAUGCAAUCAAGCACAAUGGAACAAAGAUGUGCCAUGGAGUUUCUUUUGUUUUUUUUUAGACAUGAUGCUCCUAUGUGGUUGUGGAUUUUUUUGGGUGAGUGAAGUGAUAGGUCCACAUGUUAACACGAGGAUAGCCAUAGAACUUACCCGACACCUUCUACUCCUGUAUUUUACUUGCACUACAGCAACAUUUUUGCUUUGUAGGACACAUACACAGCUUUGUAAAGAUGCGAUGCACAACCGUCUAAUGCUGUAGAAAAGCAUUAAAAUGACAUAACAGUUUGUAUUUAUUAAAAAAAUGACAAUAAAAAAACUUGUAACUGA